Messenger RNA from Clunio marinus, 8805 nucleotides. The record is from the annotation of a GenBank genome assembly. Lineage: Eukaryota; Metazoa; Arthropoda; Insecta; Diptera; Chironomidae.
AAAGCAAACCGAAGUGGAAACACUUUUCUCGAGAAGAGAGAGAAGAAAAAGAAAAGUUAUAUUUUUGGAUGCAAAUAUACUUUGCUAUAUUCUAUAGAUGUGCCUGAUUUAUGAAAGGCAAAUAUUUAAGUGUAAACAUCACAUACGAAGAAACGAUCACCACAUACCAAGUGAUUCAAAGCUACAAACGAAACACCAAGAGAUUCAUAAGACCGGAAACCAAUUAAUUAGGCGAAACAAUACUCACUAGACACAUCAUCAUCAUACCAUAAUGCACAUCACAUGGAGCACUCAUCAGAUCAAUUUCCUUUAAGCACUGCAAGAGAAACUAAAUUAAAUUCAUUCAGUUUGCCGGUUUAGUUGAGCAGUAAAGGCAUUCGAAGAAAGAAAAUAAAGCAAAACAAAGGAAUAAAGAAAAGCAAGUGGAGAUACUCAUCGUAUCAAGUUUCAGAGCAAUGGAAAGUGGCGUUAGAGCAUUAGAUAUCAUCACAUUAUUACAAGAGCGAAUCGCCUUUUUAUCGGGUGGUCGCGAUGGACGUGGCGGUCCAAUUAUCACAUUUCCAUCAACACCAAAACGUGAAAGAAUUAAACCGGAAGAUUUGCGUCGCAUCAUCAGCUACCUGCUUAACAUUCCAAGUACUGAAGCUCGUAGUUUGGGAUUCACAAUCAUUAUUGAUAUGCGAGGCAACGCCAACACAUCUGCUGGUGCCAAAACAGCAUUGAAGAUUCUACAGGAGAAUUUCAGCGACCUCAUCCAUCAGGUUUUGAUUAUUAAGCCCGACAAUUUUUGGCAGAAGCAAAGAAGUUCAAUUGCCAGCAACAAAUAUAAGUUUGAGGUCACAACAAUAUCGAUUCAAGCGUUGAGUAAGAUGAUUGACGUGUCGCAAUUAACGUCUGAAAUCGAUGGCUUCUUACAUUACGAUCACAGUCAAUGGCUUGAGUUGCGUGUUGCUUUUGAAGAUUUCUCAUGGCAAGCGAGUGAUAUUGGCGAUCGAAUUGAAGAUUUUCAAGAAGAUCUUCAACAUUUUGAUCUCGCAGAAGAUGUGAAUGGUGCGAAACAUCAAAUCGAUAAUCACAACGACAUGAAACGAAAGAUUGUCAAGUUGCCAUUAGAAGAUUUAGAUGGACUUGGACAAAAACUUCUGGGAAAGCUCACACACUACAUGAAUCGUUCAGAUGGCUCAAAUGUGUCAACACCAACAACAACCACAACAUCAACAACGACAAAUUCAAAUCAACAAACUUCCAAUGGCGCGUCGUCAUCAAACUCUGUAAAUCCUGACAUCAAUGAUACAAUAAGUCAAGUGCUGCAACAUCUUGAAACAUCAAGAAAUACGCAACAACAAUUGCUGCUUCUUUGGCAACAAAAGAAGCAAAAGCUCGAUCAAUGUUUUCAGCUUCGUUUGUUCGAACAAGAUUGUGAAAAAAUGUUCGAAUGGAUUAUGCAUAAUCGCGAUGUUUUCCAACAAAACUAUAUGGACAUUGGAGUGAAUCAUUUGACAGCGAAAAAUUUACAAGAAGAUCACAAUCGUUUCGCUGUGACGACAAUGACAGUGAGUGUAAAUAUUGGACGGAUAAUGAGUGUUGCGGGACGUCUUGUGGAGAGUAAUCAUUAUGCGUCACAACAUAUACGCUCAUUAGCAACACGGUUAGAUAAAACAUGGAAGGAAUUUACGAAUCGGCUUGAUGAGAGAACUGCUGUGCUUAAUUUGAGCGUGAUAUUUCAUCAUAAAGCGGAGCAAUAUGCGGAGAGUGUGUUAUCAUGGUCAGCAGCUGUCGAAGCAUCAAUUCCAAAUCCAUCCGAUGCUGAGAAUCUUGAAACAGCAAUUCGAACGCACCAAUCAUUGUAUGAAGCGAUGUGUCAUGCUUACACUGAAGUUCAUUCGACAAGCAAGAAACUUCUUUAUCAACUCGAUCAUCUUGUUCAAGUCUGCAAUCAACCAACAGCCAUUAAUGGAAAUCAGAGAAAGAAUGAGAAUGGAAAAUACAACAACAACCCCGCAGCUGAUUAUAGUGAAGGAGCCACCCACGUUUUACAUUUAAUUCAUCAAAUUCUUUCUCAUCAUCGAGCACUUGAAGAUAAAUGGCAUAAAGGAAAGCUUCGUCUUCAUCAGAAGCUUGCAUUGCGAUUGUUUCAGGAAGAUGUGAAGCAAGUGCUAGAUUGGCUGCAAAAUCAUGGCGAUGUGUUCUUAAAGAAGAAUAAAGGGAUUGGAAGGAAUCUUCAAAAGGCUCGAAUUUAUCAAACAAGUCAUGAACAUUUCGAGAAUGUUGCACAAAACACUUAUCGCAAUGCUGAGAAACUUCUUGCUGCUGCUCAUGAGCUUGCACAAUCAGGUGAAGUUGCACCAGCUGAAAUUCAUUCAGUUGUUUGUAAUCUCGAGAAGCAUGUUUCGUCAUUCGCUGAACGUGUUGAACAACGUCGAAGACGUCUUGAUUUGGCUGUUUUAUUCUAUUCAAAUGAAAAAGAUUUACAAGUAUUUGUUGAUCAACUUCGUGAUGAAGUGACAAAUGAUGAGAUUUUAAGUCUUUCAAGUAAGGAUUUGAUGGAAACUGAACGAUUACUUGAGCAAUGUAAAGAACAAGAAGAAAGUACAAUUCAAACAACAAUGCAAGCUCAUGCUCAAGGUGAAGCUUUGAUUCUUGAAUUGAGAGCAUUGAAAGAGCCAGAAGAUGAUUCAACUGGUUCACUUGCAGCUGUUCAAAAUGCACUUGAAAGAUUAGCAAAAAAUCGUGCAGAUCUUGAGUCACUUUGGCAGACAAGAAAGAUGCGCGUUGAUCUUUACCUUCGAUUGCGAAUCUUUGAGCGUGAUGCUUUAGAAGUUUCAUCACAACUUGAGAUGUGGGCGGAAGAACUUCAACACAUCGAAGUCACUAGAAAUUAUCAAAUAGCUGAACAGUCACUGCGUUUACAUAAUGAGAGUGUUAAUCAAAUGCAAAGCACGGUUUAUCAAAUAAUUCAACAGGGACAAGAACUAAAUCAAUUGUUCGAAAGUUGCGGAUUUAUUAUUAUGGCUGACGCAAGUCACACGGCAACAACAAGAGUUCAAUAUCUUCUCGAAUUUCUCCACGAUCGUGAAAUGGAUCUUGAAGAUCUCGCUGAAGCCAAACGUGUCAAACUCGAACAAACAAUUCAAUUGUGUCACUUUCAAAAUGAUGCGAAUCAAGUCAUUUCAUGGAUUCGUAAUGGCGAAGCGAUGCUUUAUGCAAACUUCGCUAUUCCAAAUAGCUUCCAAGAUGCUGAAUUGUUUAUGAAGGAACAUGAACAGUUUCAGGUGGCAAUUGAACGAACACACACUGCAGCAGUUCAAGUUAAGUAUCGUGCUGAUGCUUUGACAAAUGCUAAUCAUUAUGAUCCACAAUCGAUAGCUGAAAUUGCUGAUGAUGUCACUAAGAAAUGGCAGCAACUUGUGACAUGUGCUGAAGAUCGUCAUAAGCUAAUGAAAUCGGGAAUGAAUUUUUUCAAGACUGCUGAACAAGUUUGCAGUGUUCUUGAUAGUCUCGAAAAGGAAUAUAAGCGAGAAGAAGAUUGGUGUGGUGGUGGUGGAUCAUCAGAGAAAGCUCAGGUUAUUGUUCAAUUAAUAUCGAAACAUCAGGAACAAAAAGAAGCUUUCUUGAAAGCUUGCACACUCGCUCGUCGCACUGCAGAAACUUUCUUAAAAUUCAUUAGUCGUGCUUAUCAAUUUUAUGACAUUCAAUCACCUGGAACAAGUGAAGCCCGCGUUAAAUCAAUUCUUGACAAUCUUUUGUCGCAAGAAAAUCAUGUUUUGGAGUUUUGGACGCAACGUAAGAAAGCAUUUGAUCAAUGUCAACAAUUUGUGUUGUUCGAACGAUCAGCAAAGCAAGCAAUUGAAUGGAUUCACGAUACUGGUGAAGCUUAUUUAACAUCGAGAGCUUCAAAGAUCUGCAAUAGCAAUGAAGAGAGAGAAGUUUUGUUGAAGGAACACAACGAAUUUAAAGGCACAGCUAAAGAAACUCGUGAACGAGUGAAGCUUUUGAUUCAAUUAGCUGAUUCUUUAGUUGAGAAAGGUCAUGCACAUGCAAUCUCGAUUAAGCAAUGGGUGGCAACAGUUGAUAAUCGUUACAAAGAUUUCAGCAAUCGAAUGGAACUUUAUCGGUCUAAUCUGGAGAAGUCACUUGGAUUGUUGACAAUCUCUGAUGAAGAUACGUCGUCAGCUGGUUCAAUAAAAUCAUCGAAUCAUCAUUCAGAGUAUCGACAUUCAGAUCCUUCACUUGAAAACAAACUUCAAGUUGUCUCGAAAGAGAUUUCCGAAGAGAAAAGAAAAUGUGCACGUAAAAAAGAAUUCAUCAUGGCGGAACUUCUCCAAACUGAACGAACUUAUGUGAAAGAUCUCGAAAUCUGCAUCGAAUCAUUUCUUAAAGAGAUGAAGAAGAAUGUCGCAAACGUGCCAAAGAAAUUAAUCGGCAAGGAAGAGAUUGUGUUUGGUAACAUUGAAGACAUUUAUCAAUUUCAUAAGCAAAUCUUUCUCAAAGAGUUGGAGAAAUAUCAAACGAUACCGGAAGAUGUUGGACAUUGUUUCGUCACAUGGGCAGCAAAGUUCGACAUGUACGUGUUCUAUUGUCAAAACAAGCCCGUGUCGAACGAUUUUGUAGUGCAAAAUGGUGGAACAUAUUUCGAAGAUAUUCAGCAGAAGCUCAAGAUUGAACAUUCAUUACCCGCUUAUCUCAUUAAACCUGUACAACGAAUCACAAAGUAUCAACUUUUGUUGAAGGAUCUUCAAUCAUGUUGUGACGAAGGACAAGGCGAAUUAAAAGAUGGACUCGAAGUUUGUAUGAACAUUCCGAAGAAAGCUAACGAUGCCAUGCAUCUGUCACUGCUGGAACAGUGUGAUGUGCCGAUCAAUUCACUUGGUGAUGUGGUUUUGCAAGAUUCAUUUUUGACAUGGGACAAUAAACAAAUCAUACGAAAGGGACGUGAACGUCACGUAUUCUUGUUCGAUUUGUACCUUUUAUUUUCAAAAGAAGUUAAAGAUACCAAUGGCGUUGUGAAAUAUGUUUAUAAGAAUAAAUUAAUGACAUCUGAUUUGGGUGUUACCGAGCAUAUUGAAGGUGGUGACGAGUGUAAGUUUGCAAUCUGGACGGGACGUGCACCUAUGAUGUCGGAUUUUAGAAUUGUAUUAAAAGCAAAUAGUUUGGAGACAAAGCAAACGUGGAUCAAACGAUUGCGUGAAGUCAUCCAAGAAACUUACUUCUCGGGAACUUCUUUCUCAUUACUUAAGUCACCGGGAAAAGUUUCCAACAAUAAAAAUAGUCUGACAGCUUCACAACGAUUAUCCAAAGACAUUGAAGAUCAAGGAAUCAAUAAUGCUGAUCAUGAUCCCGAUGGCAGUUCGUUAGCAAGUUUUGGAUCUGGCAAUACCACUGACAGCGAAAAGCCGCACAUGACGUGCUUUUCUCAAUGGCCCCCUAAAGUAGAUCAAUCAGCACUUCUCAUAAAAACUAGCCGCAAGGUGAUGAAAACUUUUCCUCAAACAACAACAAUAGCAACACCAAUGAGUAUAGCUGAAAAAUUUAAAAUGGAUCUUUUGACAAUGAAGACAGCAAAAGGUGGUCGUAAGAUUUCACUUCCAUGGUUUCGUCAGAGCAGUGUUCAACAGUCACACGCUGCUUUGUCACGACAACACACCAUAGACACUCCUGGAUCGUUCCGUUCCUAUGUGGGAUCCAAGAAAGUACAGACUGGCAUCGUGGAGAUGACGUGGGUCAUAUCAGAUUACGUCGCCGCUCAAGGCAGUGCCGAAUUGAGUGUGCAAAAAGGGCAGCAAGUGGAAGUGAUUGAUACAAAUUGUCUCGGAGCUCCUGACUACUGUCUGGUGCGCUUGACAAAUGUUUCAUCUAACAACAACAAUGUUUCUACAACUUCACUCAGUUCAUCAUCAACACAAGAACAGAUCAUACAGGAAGGGUUAGUGCCAUCGUCGAUCUUAAAGCCACCACCAACACAAAUGUCAAAGAGUCGUCGAGCGGGCGAUGGCGAUGAAGAGUCACAAGACAACGAUGCUAGCAACAAUCACACAUCGCCGGUGAACAAGCGAAAAGGAUUCAGCGGUAAAAAGUGGCUACCACAACAAUUAAGGAAAUUAUCACAUAGUAAAACCGAUAAGCUACCAGUAGACAAAUCAGCGCUCAAAAAAGGAUCUGAUAAGAAAUCUAAGGAUAAACAGAAGGAAGAACCUGAAUCACCAGCUCCAACGACAGUCGUAGCUCCAUCAUUACCCGGACCAUCUUCAACCUUCUCCAACUCAAUUCAAAGUCAUCCAACAGAAGAAGUUGAAGAUGCGCUCGAGUGCCUUGAGCUGCCACCGCCUAUGAAACCCAUUCAAGAUCCAUCACAAAUUGUCGGUGACGAUAAUUGCAUACAAACGACCAAUCCAUCCAACAGUAAAGCACUUGACGAGAGUGAUUUGGCUGAAAUUGAACAAAUUGUAAAAGAAAAAAUGGAAAAACACGAAGCUAGUCUAAAGCAUCCACAAUCCUUAUCGCCUCAAGUUUCAGAGAAUGAAGAUAACUAUGGCAAUGAUUCUACCAUUUCCAUUGAUGAUAUUUUGAGGAAACGAAUGUUUGCUCUUAAGGAGCUUGUUAGUACCGAAGAGUCGUAUGUUCAGGACUUAUCAUUAAUUGUUAAUGGCUACAUUGCCGAAAUCAGAAAUCCCAACAGUGAUAUUCCAAUGCCCGAGGACUUGAAAGGCGGUAAAGAGCGAAUGGUAUUUGGCAACAUUGAGGCCAUUUAUGAAUGGCAUAGAGACAUUUUCCUCAAAACACUUCACAAUUGCAUUCAAAAUCCCUCCGAGUUGAGCGCAAUCAUUAAACGUAGCGAACGUAAACUACACAUGUAUGUUGUUUAUUGUCAAAAUAAGCCAGUGUCAGAACAUAUUGUCGCUGAACAUUUGGGAUAUUUUGAUGAGAUUCGACAGAAAUUAAAGCAUAAAUUACUGCUCUGCGAUUUGCUCAUAAAACCAGUACAAAGAAUAAUGAAAUACGAACUGCUUAUUAAAGAUAUUCUCAAGCACACAAAGCGAGCUGGACUGAUUGAAGAAGCUGAAGAGCUUGAGCGAGCUUUGAAUAUCAUGAGAGUUGUUCCAAAAGCUGCCAAUGACAUGAUGGAUGUUGGUCGCCUUCAGAAGUUUGAAGGAAAAAUAACGUCACAAGGAAAACUUCUGCUUCAUGGCACACUUUUCUGUAUUGAAUGCAUUAAUACCGAGCGUAAUUCAAGCUCAAUGCAAAAGCCAAAGGAACUUCAAGUGUUCUUGUUCGAACAGAACAUCAUCUUCUCCGAUAUCAUCGGGAAGAAGACGCAAUUCACAAAUCCUUCAUAUAUUUAUAAAUCGCAUAUACAGGUGAAUAAAAUGACAUUGCAAGAUAUUGAAGAUUCAACGGGAAAGAAGUUUUUAAUAUGCUCGACGGAUCCACAACGUUCUGGUAUUAGUUUCAUAUGUGUGUCGCCAACUGUUGAACUUCACAACGAGUGGGUUCGAACUAUCAAUCAUCAGCUACAAAAGCAAUUUGAUUUUGUGAAUGCGAUUAAGAAUCCAAUUGAUUACAUCAAGAAGAUGGACAGCACCAAGAGUAAUUCUUAAACAUAAAAUACAUUUUACUGUCUUUCUUUCAACGACUUCAGCUUGUCGUAAACUUUUCUCCCACACGAAGCUGACAUUUUAUCAUUCAUUAGACGACAAUUUAAAAAUAAAAAGAAAAGAGUUUUGUUUUCACUCUUUCUUUAAAUCAAAAUUCUUUACUUUGUAAGAACAAAAAUCUUCUUGAUUUCUUAAUCUUAAGAAAUUAAUUGUAAACGUCAUUGAACAAAUCUUAAGAAGAAAAAAAUUAUCUAUUCAAACUUUAAAGUUUAAAGAAAUAAAAAAAAACAUUUCUGAGCAUAGGAUGAUGAAUUGCAUUAAGUUAUGGAUUGCAUGAAAAAUUCACAUUAAAAUUAAAAAAAAAAGUUUCAACUUAAAAGAAUUAAAAAUGAUGAAAAAUAAAAAAGAAAAUAUUUACAAUGUGUUUGUGAUAUCUUAAAGUAAAUGAAACGAUGGGGGAACAGUUGAUAAUCCUAGAUGAUUUAUCAGCUAACAAAAAUUUUGAUUGUGCACAAAAAAAAUAAAUAAAUAAUUGAUGGAUGAUGAAAUUUGAGCUGAACAGACAACAACUUAAAAUUUUAUGAUUAAACUUUUUAUUUUUAAAAUUUUUUUCCUUAAAGUUUUUGAUUCAUUUCAGAUUUUUGACACUCAAUUGUUUUUAUUGUAGAAGAUCUUUCAUAAAUAUUUAAAUAAAUUAUGAAUGUGCGAGUUCAUUAGAUAUUUAAGUAAGCCAACAAAGCAUGAAUGUCAAAAGUCUUGAUUAAAAAUAUGGAUUGGAUCAAAGGCUGCGCAACCGAAGAAUUUUAUAACUUAAGAAAUGACGAUAAGAAAAGAAACAAACAAACAAAUAAUAAAAAUGUUCCAUGCAAAUUUUUUUAGAUAUUUUUAUGAGUUUGAACUUUAUUUUGUAAAGCGAAACUAAAGAAAAUUUCCUCCUUAUUGUGUUAAAUAUUUACAUUUAAUGAAAUGAAUGUAAACAGAUUGUGUAAGCCCAUUUGCAGAAUUCUGAAAUCCUUUUAUGUUUAAGUGGCAUUUCCAUUUAAAAAAAGAACAAAAACUUGGAAGUUGGAACCACGAAGAAAUUAAAGAGAAAGCUGAAAGAAAAAAUAAAAUGAAAAAUCAUUUGAAAAGUGUAAAAAUUACGAGUUUUUCUUUUCUAAUCUUUAUUAUCUAAAUGAAUCAAAGCAAUAAACUUCCAUCUGAUGUUCCAAGG